Messenger RNA from Rubroshorea leprosula, 964 nucleotides. NCBI's taxonomy places the organism in Eukaryota, Viridiplantae, Streptophyta, Magnoliopsida, Malvales, Dipterocarpaceae. The record is from the annotation of a GenBank genome assembly.
CUUUAUUCUCCCAGUUUCUCACAUUUGCCGAUUUGCGUUCCAUCUUCGCCUUCGCUUCAUCAGAUUCUCUGACUCUUCCUGCUCUCUCGCUCGCAAAUUUCUCUCGUCUCUUCUCUUCUCUUCUCGAUCUGAUCUCCUCAACCCCAUCGAAGAAAAACCCUAAGUGAAUCAUCCAUGACGCUUGGCUCAGGAGGAUCGAGUGUCGUUGUUCCACGGAACUUUAGACUGUUGGAGGAGCUUGAACGUGGAGAAAAAGGUAUUGGAGAUGGCACUGUUAGCUAUGGAAUGGAUGAUGGAGAUGACAUCUACAUGCGCUCUUGGACUGGCACCAUCAUUGGUCCUCACAAUACUGUUCAUGAAGGUCGAAUCUAUCAGCUGAAGCUGUUUUGUGACAAAGAUUACCCUGAGAAGCCACCAAGUGUUCGUUUUCAUUCAAGGGUCAACAUGACUUGUGUUAACCAUGAAACUGGAGUGGUGGAACCAAAGAAGUUUGGACUACUUGCAAAUUGGCAGAGGGAGUAUACCAUGGAGGAUAUACUGACACAGCUGAAAAAAGAGAUGGCUGCACCACAUAACCGGAAGCUUGUCCAACCUCCUGAGGGUACCUACUUUUAGUUAAGAAGUUUUUAUGUCAUGGAUGAUGGGUCCGAUUGCAUUUGCAGUAUGCAAUAUAUAGUCUGUAAUUCUGUGUUCAUCCUGUUAAGGACAUACUGGGGAAUGCCAUAAAAUGCUUCUCCAUGGCUUAAUUGUCUGUGUCUUUCUCAAAACUGUGUUGGAAGGGAAUGCUGUUUGAUUAAUGGGAUUUAUCUGUUUGUCAAAUAUUGUAAUCCCCUUAGUGGUGGUAUCUUGGCUUCAGUUUUUUAUGGCUUGUAGCACUCUGCAUUCUUCAAUCUCUUUAGGCUUGUUUGGUUUAGGGGUAGCUAUUACAAUAUUGGUCAAACUAAACUAAAAGAUAUUCAUGUAU